Messenger RNA from Colletotrichum paranaense, 1398 nucleotides. Its product is annotated as oxalate decarboxylase family bicupin. Bases 1 to 1398 code for a protein of 465 amino acids. NCBI's taxonomy places the organism in Eukaryota, Fungi, Ascomycota, Sordariomycetes, Glomerellales, Glomerellaceae. Gene Ontology annotation, biological process: oxalate metabolic process. The record is from RefSeq and is a predicted model, not a curated record. The transcript is spliced from 4 exons. Gene Ontology annotation, cellular component: outer membrane-bounded periplasmic space.
AUGCAUCUCCCGCUGCUCCUGUCAGGAGCUGUCUUGAGCUUCAUCGCUCCGACCCUCGCCGUGCCUGUCCAGGACAGUCCUCGCCAGCGCCUCCUCGACGGCAAGGGUCUUCCUACAAAGUACCGCAGUGGUUCGCCUCCCUACACUCCUGGCUACAAGGACAAGUACGAUAGUCCCAUCGACUCCAUUGGCGACGAGCUCGAUCCCUUGCCAUAUCGCAAUGGCCUAGGAGCCUCUGUUCUCGGUCCUUGGAACGAGGCUCGAUCCAGACAGAACCCGGAUCUCGUUCGACCUCCAGGCACUGAUCACGGCAAUCUUGCCAACAUGCGUUGGAGUUUUGCUGAUUCUCACAUUCGCAUCGAGGAGGGUGGUUGGACUAGACAAACCACGAUUCGCGAGCUUCCUACUAGUAUCGAGCUGGCCGGUGUUAACAUGCGCCUAGACGAGGGGGUCGUUCGCGAACUCCACUGGCACAAGGAAGCUGAAUGGGCAUAUGUCCUUGAUGGCAGCUGCCGUAUCACCGCCAUUGACUACGAGGGAGGCAACUUUAUCGAUGACGUCCAAAAAGGCGAUCUCUGGUACUUCCCCUCCGGUGUUCCUCACUCCCUUCAAGGUCUCGGCGAGAACGGAACCGAGUUUCUCUUAAUCUUCGACGACGGACACUUUUCUGAGGAGUCUACUUUCAUCCUUACGGACUGGCUUGCACACACACCCAAGUCUGUCAUCUCAAAGAACUUCAAGCUGGCUCCCGAGGUCUUUGCAAACAUCCCCGAGGGAGAGAAGUACAUCUUCCAAGGAACGACACCCGGCUCCAUCAGCCACGAGGCCCCUGACGGAAAAGGCGUCAAGAAAUCAAAGCACCAGUUCACGCACAAGAUGCUCGCACAGGAACCCAAGAAGACCUCUGGCGGCGAAGUCAGAGUAACCGACUCCAAGAACUUCCCCAUCUCAAAGACCAUUGCUGCUGCCCACGCCAUCAUCGAGCCCGGCGCCCUUCGUGAGAUGCACUGGCACCCCAACGCCGACGAGUGGUCCUUCUUCAUCAAGGGUCGCGCCAGAGUCACGAUUUUCGCCUCAGAAGGGAACGCCAGGACAUUCGACUACGUGCCAGGCGACGUUGGCAUCGUCCCGAAGAACAUGGGUCAUUUUGUGGAGAACAUUGGCGACGAACCCCUCGAGAUGCUCGAAAUCUUCCGCGCCGACGAAUUCAGAGACUUCUCCCUGUUCCAGUGGAUGGGCGAGACGCCCAAGAAGCUGGUCGUCGACCACCUCUUCGCCAACGAUCCCGAUGCUGGAGAGAAAUUCUGGGACAAGGUCAAGAGCGCCGAGAAGGAUGAGAUCACCAAGGACACUAGCGUCGAUGCCGAGGAUGUUCAGACCGAGACGGAGGAACUCUGA